Molecule: messenger RNA, 1616 nt
Organism: Parasteatoda tepidariorum (common house spider)
Lineage: Eukaryota; Metazoa; Arthropoda; Arachnida; Araneae; Theridiidae
Source: RefSeq, a predicted model, not a curated record
GACGUCACUGAUUUCAUCACAACUUUCCUCCUUCACAGACAGGAACCGGAACUUGUUUCAAUAGAAGCGCGCUGAAAAUUUGUAAAUAAUAAUGGCCGACGAGUUAACGUUCACAAGUGAAUGUGUUGCUAAAUAUAUAAUAGAAAAUGGAGGCAGAGUGACUAACCAUGAGUUAGUAAGACAUUUCAAGAAGUUUUUAAAUGGACCCAAUAGUUUGCCAAACGCUCGUGCUGUCUUCAAAGAUUAUGUCAAUGCUGUUGCUUCAAUUAAGACAGAGGAUGGUGUGAAGUAUGUUGUCUUAAAGAAAAGGGGUCAUGAAGAAAAGGUUCAAAAUUCUUCUUCCUUUGAGGGGAGCGAAGGAAGUCUUAAUGAGAGAAAAAAAUGCAGAUUGAGCGAAGACCCGGAUUGCUCAUCAACAAAAAACUCAACUCCCUAUGUUAUUUCACACAGCAGCUCUAGUCCCUCUGUUCUUGGUACAACAACAUCCAUGGAUCCUGUCACGACCCCAACAUCACCGAUUCUUUGGAGUUCAGACUUACCUCCCGGGUUGGUACCACAACCACCUCCGAGACGUAAGCAUUCCAUGAAGGGGAAGGAGAAUAGGAGUAAUAAAUUUGAAGCUAGUUUGAAAAUAAUUAACAGUGAAAAAGAGAAUGCAUCUGGUCCAACUAAGGACGAAAUAAGAGAGAUCUGCAGUCCCGGCAGCGUGAAGGAAAAAGCUCAUUUCCUGAACAAAAUGGCUUCUGAAAAUGAUGUAUCCAAACUUUCAAUAAGUAAUAGGAGAAGAGAUCGUGAUGACAAGGGAGGAGAAUAUGAUGAUAUGUGCUCUGUUUCUAGCCUUGAUCCAAGACGAAAAGAGUGGAUACUUAAAUCCGCUUCCAGUGAUUAUCACGAAUUAGUUAGAUUAUUGCGAGAAGAACCUAAACUGGUGAAUGUCACUGACCACCACAAGUAUACGGCAUUACAUUAUGCAGCCAAGCACGGAAAAUUAGAUGUGAUAAAGCUUAUUGCUGGAACCCAUAAACUUGAUUCUAACCUUCGAACGGGAGGUUACACACCACUUCAUUUAGCUGCUAUGUUUGGCCACGAAGAAAUAAUGGAAGUCCUUAUAAAUACCUAUGGUGCUGAUCCAAGUCUAAGGGACUAUACCGGAAAGAGAGCCCUCCACUAUCUCCCCAAGAACCAAUCAGAGCGUUUCAUAACAUUGUUUCCUUCCUUGGCGUUUCCAAUUCUCCUAUGCGGAAAAAUUGUAGCUGGGAAGAGAGAUAAGGAGCCAAAUCUUGUGCGGAUGGGAUCCCUGAACAGUAAAGUUAAGAAGGGAUCUGUUCUCUCUGCAAGUGGACGAGCAAUUACUCGAAUGAAGAGUUGGGGAUCUGCUGACAACAUACAAGAUAGAGUGGUUAAUCUCAUGCCCCCACCAAAGACUUUCCCAAAGAAAAAGAAGUCUCGGAGAGAUAUUAUUGGGAUAUCUGAGAAUUGGAGGGGGAAGUCACCUGAUUCAGAUUCUGAUAGUGCUACAAGCGUUGUGCCAUAAGACAAGAGUACCAGUACUAAUGUUCCUAGAAAUUUAUUUGUCACAAAUGAGAUAUAUUUUAUUAUAAAACUGUUAUGAUUUG